Ectocarpus sp. CCAP 1310/34 is the source of this 1611-nucleotide messenger RNA. Lineage: Eukaryota; Phaeophyceae; Ectocarpales; Ectocarpaceae. The record is from the annotation of a GenBank genome assembly.
AUGGCCGCUGCUCUCAUGCGGCCGGGUAUGCCGGCGGCCAUGGACAUCAACGAUCUCCACGUCUCCCUGGGCUACGCACACGAGCGCCUCAUCCGCGAAGCAGCACGCCAGAUGAAGAUCAAAGUCACCGGUCCACUGUCGUUUUCCGACGGGUGCGCCGUCGGCAAGGGCAUCCGCAAGGCAAUUUCCACGACGACUUCUUCCACGGCCUCGCGACCUCUUCAACGCCUCUUCGCCGAUCUCACGGGCCCGCUCCCCCCCUCCGCCGGUGGUACCACCUACUGCCUCGCCUUAGUCGAUGACAACCAAUUACGCAUCGUCAAAUUCAUUCCAAACAAGCAGACCACGACCGUGACAAACGCCCUUCGCGAGAUGUUCGUUUCCGUUCACCCUCUGCGGGACGUCCACGGCGACUUCCAGUUUCUUCUGACGGACAACGGCACGGAGCUGGUCAACGCGUCGGUGAGCGAUCUGUUUCUGGAGUUCGGCAUCACCCGGGAGCUGACGUCCCCUGACGGAGGGCAGAAGCGUAACGGGAAGGUGGAGCGUCGGAUCGGGCUGGUCCGGGAGGGCGGCCGGGCAGUUGUCACGGAGGCUUCUCUGCUAUUCCCUGACCUCCAGUUCCCUCGCGUGGCUUGCGAUUACAACCGCAUCUGGUCGGAGGCAUGGGGCUGGAUGUCUUCAUGCAUCAACACGCGGCCACGGCUUGACAAGCCGCCCGAUCAUCCUCCACGGCAAAGGUCCUCUGCGUCAACCUCUGCACUUCAUCAUGCCGGGUAUUCACCGCGCCCGCAUCCCGCCAAGAUCGCACCCAAGGGCGAGCGAUGCUUCUACGUUAACCCUGGUGACUACCACUCCUGCGACUGCUCCAAGGUCCUCUUCGCCUUCGGCGCCGUAGGGUACACCACCGGCGCUGUGUGGGGUUACCGACGCCGGCCGUUCGUUGGCCUCCUGCCGACGUACAACGGGGGCGCCAUCUGCACCGGCCGGGGCGACGGCCCCGGGGGCGGCGGCGACGGCGGCGACUUCAGCAGGCGCGGCGACGGCAAUGGCGGCUUCAGCGAGUGCCCCGUCGCCGGCCCCAGUACGGCUUCGGCCAGAGCUCCAUCGCCGGCGCCAAUGGCAGCAGGAGCGACGGCAGCCGGAAUGGCGGCGGCGACACCGAGGGCGGCGUUCGCGGGGGCGGUCGAGCACACGAGAGGGGGGAGCGUCUUCCCCCCCUUGUCCGUUUUACCUCCCGCCCCCGCUCCGCCCCCGUCGCCCGUGCCCCCCCUCGCCCCGCAUCUUCAGCGUCAACACGACCGCUACCACGUAACACCGGCGGUGACCAGGGCGCCUGCGCGACAGGCGGUGGCAGGUGGAGCAGCUCGAGGAUUGCCGGGUGCACUUGCGCUUCUUUCGAUGGAGGAGGAUAUCGCCGCUUCGCUCGCCGCUCACCCUUUGCAGGAUGAGCUCCCGUUACCCAACGGGCCGGCGCGCGACCUUGAGACUCCGGCUACUUACGCCCGGGCUCACGCGGGGCAGCACAGCGCAAUUUGGGGAGCAGCCGAGAAGCGGGGGAUGGAUGGUCUGGUUGGGUCGGGCACGUUGGAGCCGGCGGAAGGGCUCUAG